This is a messenger RNA of Arthroderma uncinatum, 2505 nucleotides long. Its product is annotated as paxillin-like protein. Gene Ontology annotation, molecular function: filamin binding; DNA binding; zinc ion binding. Lineage: Eukaryota; Fungi; Ascomycota; Eurotiomycetes; Onygenales; Arthrodermataceae. Gene Ontology annotation, biological process: cell-cell adhesion. The coding region runs from base 1 to 2505 and encodes 834 amino acids. The record is from RefSeq and is a predicted model, not a curated record. The transcript has 2 exons. Gene Ontology annotation, cellular component: stress fiber; focal adhesion.
AUGGACGGCAUCAAGAUCAAGUGCUCCGACUGCCAUGCGGAAGUCGAGCUGAUUGCCCUGGGAGAGCAUUUUUGCUCAAAGCCGCCUCCGGCUUCGCCCGUGAGCACGCCGGUCGAACAGCAAUCGCCUAUAUCAGAGUGGAACGAACACGGCCCGCCGCCGAAACGAAGCCUCAGUCGUGAAUCGCUGUUCAACAGAUUAGGCCGUGUAGCUCCUCCUCCAAAGAUAGACCCAACUGCUGCUAAUCGCCCAUUUCUGUCGCAUGGCGCGCAAUUGUCACCUCACACUGGAGGGUUCGGGGCGAUCAGUCCGCUCUCUGCCUCACCUCUUUCACCAUUCCAGCAACCACAGCGGAGUCAGACCACUCCCAUUCCACCGCCAUCACCGAGUCCAGUUUCUGGCGGAAAGCUGAAUCUAGACUGUGCUUUCCCCCCCUUCCCGCGACCAGCUUCGGCCGGGGGGUCGAAGGCCAAAAAGCUCACCACAGCCAUCAAUACCAAUGUCUCCUCCCAUAGGGGUAUCGCUUCUCCCUCCCCUUCUGAAGGUAGUUACAUGUCUCCAUCUACAGACGGUCGACGUUCGCGUGCAAACACCGCGAACAGACACAGACGAGAGGCCUCUAUAGACAGCAAAACCUUUCAGCGCAUGUCCAUGGCUAGCUCUCGAAACGGUCAUGGCCUUCCAUCUCCCAUCUCACCAGGCGGGACCUCACGCGGCCUGUUUGUGGACGAGGAUAUCCCUCCGCUCCCGUCGGGGCCUAUCACCGGGCUUGCCGCGAGCCCCGUGUUUACAUCCGGAAAUUCAGAGCCGUUUAAUUUCGGCAGUAAUAAUGAUAAUGAUAAUCAGGAAGAGCACGAUUUUGGAGGAGAGAUCUCUCCCAAGGAUAAAGUACGACAGCUAGACGGUAUGGAAGGGCUGGACUUUGGAUUCACCUCAAGGGCAAAGUCUCCUGAUCAUAUGGACGUGGAUAACAAAUCCGAAAACAUGGAGAUGGACUACUCUGAGAAAGACCCGGAGAGCCCUGGCCCAUCUGUGCCCGAAUACAGAGUCGACAGAGAAUUUUCCGUCUCCAACUUUGCCAGCGGCCUUGGUCUAGGCGAUCCAUACCAUACCACAAACGACUCAACCUCGUCGUCCAACUCAUCUCCUUCCGAGGCGCCAUCAAACAGCUCCUUCUCAAGCAGGCCGUCAGAGUCAUCAAUUGUCUCAGAGCCCAAGUCUGCUGAAUCAGAUAAACAUAAUGACGACCAUCUACAUCUCCUCGAGGAGCCGCCAGUUCGUCCCAACGCAGACCCCUAUUCCUACGGCCUCGACUCCCCAACAGACCCUCUAUUCCAACAAGGUCGACUCUCGGACCCGCCAGCCAGUAGGCGGCCAUCUAGGACAGAUUCAGAAUAUCCUCCAGCCCCAAUGCUCGAAACACCGCCCAAGCAGUAUAUCCCAUUCCGAAGCUCUUCGUCUCCUUGUCCGUCUCCCAACCUCCAGUCUCCCUCUUUUGAACAGCAGCAACAGCAGCAGCCGCAGCAACAACAACAACAACAACAAAAACCACAAGAAAAAGAAGAACAGCAGCCGCAGCAGGAACCGCAGCAACGGGAACUGCCGCAGACACUACCACCUCUACCACAAGAAGAACCACAAAUACAGUCGCUCCCACCCUCUCGAUCUACCACGCCUGGGAAACGUCGCCAUCCCUGCCGCGGAUGCGGCGACAUCAUCACUGGGAAAUCGGUAUCUUCUGCCGACGGCCGCUUGACAGGUCGCUACCACAAGGCUUGCUUCGUCUGCCACACCUGCCGUGCCCCCUUUCAGACAGCAGACUUCUACGUCCUUGACAACCACCCAUAUUGCGCAGCAGAUUACCAUAGAUUAAACGGCACUCUCUGCGCCGAAUGCGGCCAAGGUAUCGAAGGCCCUUGUCUCGAAGCAGAGGACGUUGUCGACUCUCCCUCUCACGCUAACGGCGAGCAACCUGAUAACUCCACCAAGAAGAAGCAGAAAUUCCAUCCAGGCUGCUUCAAAUGCCGCACGUGUCAUAUAGUACUAAGGGGUGACUACUUCGAGUGGAAUGGAAGCGCAUAUUGUGAGCGCGAUGGCCGACGAGCAGCGGGUAUGAUGCCUCCUCCACGCUCGCCAGGAGGCUACCCCCCACCGCACAACUACCAUGGCAACCAACCUCCAUCACCGCUAUCGAUGCAUCCCGUUGGCCCUCAUGGCCAACCAGGCCCAGGCCCAGGUUCAGGAUACAGGAGACCACCAUACGCUUCCUCCCCGCUUGCUGGUCCGCCACAUAACGGUCGUGGUGACCCGCGCCAUCGGCCCAUGAACCCGUCAUCUCUUAGACCAAGGCCUGAUCAACACAGACCACACCCAUCGCAGAAUAAAUUUGCGAAUACAUCGUCACUAGCGCCUGGGCCUCCUAAUGGCGGACCCAGGAAUGGCCCGGGAUAUCCUCCUGGCAGGAAGUUCCCAGAACGACGAACGACUAAGUUGAUGAUGGUAUGA